AAGGUCUAAAAGAGAAUGCAGCUCCUCGCUGUGAGGUGACUCCGCUCCCUGCCCGCGCAGCGCCGUCACUUUUACAGUCUGUUUUCCUUUUUAUUGAAGUAGUCAGAAGCAAAACCAGACCAGCAGCCGAACUCUCGCCGAACACCUCUGCGUGCUGGAAUGUGGAGCGCGCGACGGAAGGUUUUCUGCUAGAUUCGAAUCGGCGGUGCUGCAGGACGCACCGGGAGGCUGGCCGAAGGAGAUCUGAAGCGAAAGUCAGAAGAAGCUCACAGAAGAACCACGCAGCAGAACCACGCAGCAGAACCACGCAGCAGACCAGAGGAAGCUGCAGCAGAACCACGCAGCAGACCAGAGGAAGACCAGAGGGAGCUGCAGCAGAACCACGCAGCAGAACCACGCGGCAGAACCACGCAGCAGACCAGAGGAAGCUGCAGCAGAACCACGCAGCAGAACCACGCAGCAGACCAGAGGAAGACCAGAGGAAGAUCAGAGGAAGACCAGAGGGAGCUGCAGCAGAACCACGCAGCAGACCAGAGGAAGACCAGAGGAAGACCAGAGGGAGACCAGAGGAAGACCAGAGGGAGCUGCAGCCGCGCUGCAUACCGGUGGCAGAUGUUUUCUUUCGGGCUCUCCGUGCUGUUGGUCGCCGCUCUGCUCGGGACGCCGCCGUGCGCUCAGGCCGCCGCCUGCGAGCCGGUCCGCAUCCCGCUGUGCCGCUCCAUGCCGUGGAACAUGACCAAGAUGCCCAACCACCUCCACCACAGCACGCAGGCCAACGCCGUGCUGGCCAUCGAGCAGUUCGAAGGACUGUUGGGUACGGGCUGCAGUCCAGACCUUCUCUUCUUCCUGUGUGCCAUGUACGCUCCCAUCUGCACCAUCGACUUCCAGCAUGAGCCCAUCAAGCCGUGCAAGGCGGUGUGUGAGCGUGCUAAAUGUGGCUGUGAGCCCGUCAUGAAACGCUACAACCACACGUGGCCAGAGAGCCUGGCCUGCUCUGAGCUGCCCCUCUACGACCGCGGAGUCUGCAUCUCCCCCGAGGCUAUCGUCAAGGCAGAUGGGCCAGACCAGUUCUACCAGGACCCGUCCAGAUGUAAUCCAGAAUCCAGUCCAGAUUUUCCCAUGGACUCAAACAACUUCCACUGCAAAGGAUCAAAUGGAGACAGGUGCACAUGUAAAACAAUCAGAUUGGGACCGAAGAUAUAUCGGAAGAAUAACUAUAACUAUGUGAUCAGGGCUCGAGUCAAGGAGGUGAGGAGUCGAGGUCUGGAGUUGACUGCAGUGGUGGAUGUGAAGGAGGUGUUAAAGUCAUCGCUGGUAAACAUUCCAAGGGAAACGCAAACACUUUACUACUCCUCCUCCUGUCUGUGUCCUCCUCUCACUGCUGGGGAGGAUUACAUCAUCAUGGGCUAUGAGAACGAGGAGAGAUCCAGACUGCUGCUGAUUGAAGGGUCUAUUGCUCAGAAGUGGAGGGACAGAAUGGGAAGGAAGGUCAAGCGUUGGGACCAGGUUCUCCAGGGAAAGACCGCUUCAGUUAGUGGAACAACCCAACGCCGGAGUCGUCACUGAAAGCUCAUGCUGUGUGUGUGUGUGUGUGUGUGUGUGUGUGUGUGUGUGUGUGUGUGUGUGUGAGUGUGUGAGUGAGAGAGAGAGAGAGAGAGCAAGAAAGAGAGAGAGAGAAGAUUUGUGUGUUUGGUGUGAGUGUGUGGGAGAGAGAGAGCAAGAAAGAGAGAGAGAGAAGAUUUGUGUGUUUGGUGUGUGUGUGUGUGAGAGAGAGAGAGCGAGAGAGAGAGAGAGAGAGAGAGAGAGAGAGAGAGAGAGAGAGAGAGA
Messenger RNA from Lampris incognitus (smalleye Pacific opah), 1827 nucleotides. It is a transcript of the gene frzb, whose product is annotated as frizzled related protein. NCBI's taxonomy places the organism in Eukaryota, Metazoa, Chordata, Actinopteri, Lampriformes, Lampridae. Gene Ontology annotation, molecular function: Wnt-protein binding. Gene Ontology annotation, biological process: canonical Wnt signaling pathway; non-canonical Wnt signaling pathway. Gene Ontology annotation, cellular component: cytoplasm. Bases 613 to 1566 code for a protein of 317 amino acids. The transcript is spliced from 9 exons. The record is from RefSeq and is a predicted model, not a curated record.